This is a messenger RNA of Megalops cyprinoides (Indo-Pacific tarpon), 423 nucleotides long. RefSeq names its product histone H3. The coding region runs from base 13 to 423 and encodes 136 amino acids. The transcript has a single exon. Gene Ontology annotation, cellular component: nucleosome. Gene Ontology annotation, molecular function: structural constituent of chromatin; protein heterodimerization activity; DNA binding. The record is from RefSeq and is a predicted model, not a curated record. NCBI's taxonomy places the organism in Eukaryota, Metazoa, Chordata, Actinopteri, Elopiformes, Megalopidae.
UACCUUAUUGCAAUGGCUAGAACCAAGCAAACUGCCCGUAAAUCUACUGGUGGCAAAGCCCCCAGGAAGCAGCUCGCCACCAAGGCUGCUCGUAAGAGCGCGCCUGCCACAGGCGGUGUGAAGAAGCCUCACCGUUACAGGCCUGGCACAGUGGCUCUGAGAGAAAUCCGCCGUUACCAGAAGUCGACCGAGCUUCUGAUUCGCAAGCUGCCCUUCCAGCGGCUGGUGAGAGAAAUUGCCCAGGAUUUCAAGACCGACCUGCGUUUCCAGAGCUCUGCCGUCAUGGCUCUGCAGGAAGCCAGCGAGGCCUAUCUGGUUGGCUUGUUUGAGGACACCAAUCUGUGUGCCAUCCACGCCAAGAGGGUGACCAUCAUGCCCAAGGACAUCCAGCUGGCCCGCCGCAUCCGAGGAGAGCGCGCUUAA